Octodon degus (degu) is the source of this 666-nucleotide messenger RNA. Its product is annotated as cyclin-Y-like protein 1. The transcript has 4 exons. Gene Ontology annotation, biological process: regulation of cyclin-dependent protein serine/threonine kinase activity; regulation of canonical Wnt signaling pathway. Gene Ontology annotation, molecular function: cyclin-dependent protein serine/threonine kinase activator activity; protein kinase binding. Lineage: Eukaryota; Metazoa; Chordata; Mammalia; Rodentia; Octodontidae. The coding region runs from base 1 to 666 and encodes 221 amino acids. Gene Ontology annotation, cellular component: plasma membrane. The record is from RefSeq and is a predicted model, not a curated record.
AUGGGGAACAGUGCAACCUGCUGCAGAGCCCCCAAUGGCAGACUCAAGCUGGGCCAGCACAAGCACUCAGGCAAGCCACAGUACAAGUCUGAGAUCUGUAGGGUGGUGGCUGGAGAUGCAGCACAAGCACUUGGUUCCCAAGAAACUGAGGAGUUUUUGAUGGGAAGGAAGGAUGGUUACCACCUGUACCACAUCAGUGACUGGGAGAGGCCCAAAGGUAAGGAGAUUUAUUUAGAAAGGCUUUUAUCUUAUGCUGACAUGGAUGUCUGUCCUACUAACUGGAAAAGGAUUGUCUUGGGAGCCAUUCUCCUUUCCUGCAAAGCUUGGCAUGAUGAGGCUAUAUGGAAUGUUGACUUCUGCCAGAUCCUCAGGGACAUUCCACUUGAGGACAUGAAUGAGUUGGAAAGGCAUUAUUUGAAUCUACUUGAGUUUAACGUUAAUGUGUCUACCAGUGUUUAUGCCAAAUACUAUUUUGAUCUUCGCUCUUUAGCCAAUGACAAUGACAUGUCUUUUGUGUUUGCACCUCUCACCAAAGAAAGAGCACAGAACCUAGAGGCCCUGUCAAGACCGUGUGAAGAUGAAGACUUGUGCAGAGCAGCUAUGAGAAGAUCUUCCAGUGACAGCAAUUUCAUUGUCAUGCAGCUGUCUAAUGCCAUCCUCUCUUAA